This is a messenger RNA of Anopheles arabiensis, 4979 nucleotides long. RefSeq names its product homeotic protein ultrabithorax-like. The record is from RefSeq and is a predicted model, not a curated record. Gene Ontology annotation, molecular function: RNA polymerase II cis-regulatory region sequence-specific DNA binding; DNA-binding transcription factor activity, RNA polymerase II-specific. Gene Ontology annotation, biological process: negative regulation of transcription by RNA polymerase II; anterior/posterior pattern specification. Lineage: Eukaryota; Metazoa; Arthropoda; Insecta; Diptera; Culicidae. Gene Ontology annotation, cellular component: nucleus.
AAUUCGUCGAAAUCGGUUCAUUCGAAAAAUUUCACCCGUUGAAACAAGGCGCGCUUUUAUGUUUAUUGUUAUUGAUAUUAUUAUUGCGUGUACUCGUGCAUUCAUACAGUGGGGGACGUGUGCGAUCUCGGGUUGGUAAUUUUGUUUUGAUCGAUGAGUCCACAACAUAGUGAAAAAUUAUAUAAUUUAUUUAAACGCACAUAAGAAUUACAAAAAGUGGUGAAAGAAAGUGUAUAAAGUUACGUGGCCAUUCCACAAACCAAAAUAACGUGCUAAAUUUGUAAGGGCUUAUAACUUGAAAUUUACAAAAAAUGCUGUUUCCACUACUGCGAUAGUUACUUAUCGUAUGAUCUGAACUGGUGUCUCUGUGGAAAGUUUUGAGUGAUCAUUGUUGUACAAAGUGGGUAACUGAAGCGUAGUACUAGGUGCAGAAAAACAAAUCAAGUAGCGGCAUCGCCUAAAAUUGUUCUAGUGAUACAAUUGUAACGUGAAUGCAUUUUUCCGUGGAAAUAGGCAUGAGAUCAGCAAGCUUUUGUAUGUGACAAAAUGGUUACAUCGAUCAAUUAACUUGUGUAUAAUUUAUUUAAAAAAAACUCAUCAUAAGUCAUAACAAUCGUUGUUUCAUUGGCGAGAUGAUGCAUCAACAAGGGAAAAGUGAGUCUUAAACUUGAGAAAAAAACAGUGCUUGAAUUGCGGGUUGUAAUUCUUAAUGAUAAUUAUACCGUAGACAAUUGGGAAGGACAGCUUUGUUGUGGUGUAGCUUAAGACGAUUUUGGUAUCGUAUAGUUGAGUGGAAGCAGAUUUGAAUUCGUUUUGUCGUACAUUUGUCAGAGAGCCGGCUCAAAAAUGAACUCAUACUUUGAACAGACCGGAUUCUAUGGACAUCCUCACCAAGCCGCGGCCGGAAUGAUGACAACGACAGGAACCCAUCAUGAUCAAACAACGGCUGCAGCAGCCGCGGCUUAUAGAGGGUUUCCACUUUCUCUCGGAAUGUCCCCGUAUACGAACCAUCACCUGCACCAAACACGCACAGCCCAAGAGUCACCAUAUGAUGCGAGCAUACAGGCCGCGUGUAAACAAAUUUACGAGGGCUCCUACAGUUCCAAAGAUUGUGGAACGAAAGGCACCAGUGGAAACAACGGCACGGACACAAGUAACGGCUACAAAGAUGUGUGGAAUGCAAACAGUGGCGCAACUAAUGGGGCGACCACUGGUGCCACUGGUAGUAACGUACCUGCCCAACAAAACAGUUCUGUUCCGGUCAGACCUUCCGCAUGCACGCCAGAUUCGCGCGUAGGGGGCUAUAUUGACGCAUCUGGAGGGAGCCCAGUGAGUCGGGCUGGUUCGGCUGCUGCCGCAGCUGGCGUACCCGGGUCAUGGAAUACCAAUCAAUGUUCACUAACUGGGUCAACUGGUGGACAAGCUGCUCCUUCCACUGGACUGCAUCAGUCCAAUCACACUUUUUAUCCCUGGAUGGCUAUUGCAGGUAAGAGAUACUCAGAAUCUCUUGCGGGCACUCUUCUACCAGACUGGAUAGGUGCAAAUGGAUUACGAAGAAGAGGACGCCAAACUUACACAAGAUACCAAACGCUGGAAUUGGAGAAAGAGUUCCACACUAACCACUACCUGACCCGUCGACGCCGGAUUGAAAUGGCACAUGCUCUAUGUCUAACAGAGCGACAGAUCAAAAUUUGGUUUCAAAACCGCCGAAUGAAGCUAAAGAAGGAAAUUCAAGCCAUCAAGGAGCUAAACGAGCAAGAAAAACAGGCUCAGGCUCAAAAGGCCGCUGCAGCAGCUGCAGCGGCUGCGUUACACGAGCAAAACUAGGGGUUACACCAACAACACACCAAUCACAGUAGUGCAAGUAAUUAUUUAUACUAAAGAAUAAAUUCCGGUCAAAUCAGGAAACAGAUCAAUAUGACAUAACAGAUUGAUUGUUUGUUCUUUAUUUCAUCAUAUAAUACAGGUAGUAUAAUAUAUCCAUUUUGUUUGGUUGUGUAGCCUCAGAGGCACUACAAUAUUUUUUAAACUGUUGUAUAAGUUUUUUGCAAUCUUAAAGACUGUUUAUCUGUUCCCAGUGUUUAUCUUCUUUGGCAGGGAUUAUUUUAAAUUCAUUCUCCUAUCUUGUUCACCAAACUUUUUCUUAUUAAAUCCUUUAAUAUGUUAUUUUGCUUUCAAUGGGUUGUGCCGAUGAUAAAUACUAAAACAUAGGUAAACAAGCUAAUUUUGUGUUUAGGUAGGUUUCUUUCGGCAUUUACGGUGAAUGGUGGUGGUGAAAUGGUGAACCUAAAAAAAAUCCUAAGACCGAUUACUCGACAUCCUAAUGGGUAGACACAUUCUUCUUCUUGUUCUCAUUUUUCACAACAAUUAUUGGCCGUCUAAACCAACCAUAGUCACUAAUGAGCUCGCCUAUUUGGGAAUAAUUCGUGUACCCAUAGCAUUGCACUCAGUACCACAUAUGGAGGUUUCGGUCAAAACGGGAAUUCAAGACAUGACGGACAUGUUGUUAAGUCGUGAGAUUUGACGAUUGUGCUAGUGUACCGAUAGGCAAACAUGUUUACGAAUACUUUUUCAAUCCCAUUUCCUAUCUCUAAUCCUAAAUCAAACAUAUAGGUUAAAGACCAUUCCUAGUGUCCAAAUCAUGUUUCCAUAUUGUUGUGGCUAUGAUGCUGUUGAGCACGAAUAAUGGCAUGUAUGUCACACAUUGUAAUAUAGGCACGUGGCGACAGUAACACAAUAUAUACGAUACAGAAAGAACAAGAACUGCAUAACAGUAAGCUGAAAACAAUACACAGCUCUAAAUUAUCAAUGUACAAAAUUCAAUCAGUCUACAAUUUAAAAAACUGCGCAAGGCAGGAAACAAUUUAGUCGAAACCAAUACAUAUAAGAAAGGAAUCUCAUUCAUAUGAUUGCUAUACGAAUGAAUCUAAAAAAAACUUCAGCAGGAUGUAAAUCAUUAUAUUCAUUUGUCAACUGCAAAAAAUAUCCAAAGUAUGUCGAUAACUGUAAAAAUUGCUACACAAAGCUGUUUGAAAAGAAAAUUCUAGGAUCCCGCUUUUUAAAAUACUUUUUUCUGAACCGAAAAGAAACUAGUAAUAUGUUUUCGUUUGUGAUGCAACACGCUGCAAUAUUAUUAAACUAUAUCAAAUAACUGAACUUUAUGAUAUAGUUCUUUCGUAUAUGUUCCAUUGAUUUUAAUCUUUACUUAGAGCGAUUUUUAGUAUUUAAUUAAUUACGCGUACGAAUAUCAUACCAACUGCGUACGAAUAUCGUAGCAGUAAGUAAAAUAAUUUAGUUUGGUUUUCCAUAAAAAAGGCUAGGAAUAAAACCAACACAUGUAAAAAACACACAUUAGAAUGGGUGACUUAGACAAAUGUUUGAAAUGAUCUGUAAUGUUGGUUUGUUAUUUAUUUUGAAUAUUGUAGCUGUACUUUCAGCCAUUUUCUCAAGUAGUUUUUGCUAUGUUGUCUAUUUAAAUCAGUUGUUUUACAAUUUUUGCGAUUUUUGUAUUGUAUAUACAGAAACAUUAAAAAAUAUUUUGCCGGAACAGACUGUUUUUUUAUUAAUCUUUUCCAUUACUCUUCCUCAAUUCGUACUUAUCCGGUUCUCAGUGUGUUAUGACUCCAACGCGAAUGUCCUUUUGAAUUUGUUUUACGUCAUUCAAUACCGAUGUACUUAUUUAUUACCAUUUUUAUAAAAAGAAAUCUAAUUUAACUAUAAACCAACACCUUCAAAAAUUUAGUUUAUCGUCAUGUCCAAGCAACGGCUGGCAUUUGAUCAACCUUAUUGCUCACUUAUAUUGGCUGGAAAUGAUUUCGACAUUCAUUUUGCGGUGAAAUGAAACACAACAUGAAAUGGUUACUCAACGUAUACUUUAAAAUAAAUCUUAUACAGAAUUCCCGGAAAUAGACAUCCAUUUGAUACAUGUUGCUGUUCUGUGGUUCUUCUGAUGAGAACGAGUUGCAUAACAUUGUGAGGAAUGUACAGGAGAGAGGGAACCAAAAAAAUAUCUAGGACGGAAAUACGUAACUGUAGAUUUAAUGAACACUUUCGAAAAGAAACUUAUAAUUAAUGAAACAAGCAAACCUAGUUUCGGUUAGUGAUGUUAAUUUCGCCCAAGAGAAUAAAUGAGUUGAACAAGCGAAUAAAAACGAUACACGUGGUUGCUGAGAGUGUUGAAUUCCUUCGAGGAAAGAAUUUAAAUGCUAGUUUAACCUAGCGCAAAAAAAACGUUUGAAAGGGUUUGUACGCACAAUUUCUUCUCAAAAAAAGCCUGCAAACAAAACAUUGAAUGUAUACGUAACUAAUUCGUAAGGAGAUCUUGUAUUUAAAUAAGAAUUAUUAAUAUGGAUUAGAAAACAAAACAACGCGCAACAGCAAACAAAUUUAGAAGAAUAGAACAGUGGAAGAAGUCAACAAAUGGCAGAAUUAAAAACUAAACGAUAAAUUAAAAUGUGGAAUACAACACCCGUCUAACAACCAGUGACAAAUAUUAUAAUAAAAGGUUUAGUUUGUGCUUUUCCAAUACGAGUAAUUAAGUGAAUUAAGUAAACUACGAGUCCCAAAGUAGAGUACAUGUGACCACUAAAUAAAUAAUUUAUCAUUGCUUUAUUGAGUCUUCACGUAAAAUCGCGAUAAGCAAAAUCACACUGUCAUGAAUAGAUCAAAAAUUCGAAAGAGCAAAGAGGCAGUAUUUUGCCAAUAGUUUAAGUAACUAAAUUUGAGCAGUUCGAUGCAAUGCACACGCUGUUCGAUAACUAUUAGAAGUACAACUGCAAGAAGCUCAAACUGUACACGAGGAGAAGAAAACAAAAAGAGAAAAAAUAUUUUCUCUCGCCAGAUCUGGGUGGAAACAUAAAAACUACCUAAAGCUAAAGAAAAGUUUUUAAAGAUGACAAAGAGAGUCAUACUUUUAAAAACAUACCGAAAGCAAUUUGUCAGAUUUGUCAGAAAAUAAAUGAAUCGAUUACAACAGAAAA